This is a messenger RNA of Cladocopium goreaui, 486 nucleotides long. NCBI's taxonomy places the organism in Eukaryota, Dinophyceae, Suessiales, Symbiodiniaceae. The record is from the annotation of a GenBank genome assembly.
AUGGCUCUCUCACAGAAGCUCAAGAGCUACCGCAAUGCCAACGAGGAGACGAACACGGAGGGUCAACUGAAGUCAGUUCGUCAGAUGUCUCUGGCCGAUCUGGAGAAGGAAGUGAUUCAGUUUGGCAAGGCCAAGUGCGGCCAGACUUUCAAGACCGCCUUCGAGGACGGGAGAUGGACGGACUGGUUUGUGACAACGUACGAAUCCAGCACCAAGAUCGAGCAUGCCAAGUACAUCACCUAUGUCAGCAAACGGUUGGAUGCCGAGAUUGCGACAGACACCAAAAAGUACCGGAACGCGGGGCUGAAGAAGGAUUCUCUACCCACCACCAGCAAGACCUCUCCAAAGGAGGAACCAGGGUGGGAAGAAGCAUCCGAGCUCAGCGAGUUCGAGGAGAAUCACAAUCUUCGAGGCCGAAUGACGCAGAUCGAGAUGGCCAUCCAAGAGCUCAUCACUCAUGCGAAAGCACUGACGCCAUCACAGUAG